GCAAAGGCAAAAGAUGGGGGCAAUGUAUGGGCCACAUUAAGGUAAACAGUUGCAGAUUUCAUAUACAUCCUCAACUGAGUUUUGUGAUUGGUUUGCUCGCUCUACUUGAAAGUGUCUUACAUCAGAGGACGUGACUCUUUCCGUGCCUCUAACAGCAAUGUUGCUGCUUUCAUUCACAGCACUGCCAUACAGACAGUGACCCGGAAGUGUUACUAGGCCUUCAGCAGGAACAUUACUGAUGCAGAUCUCCAGGAAUAUUGAUCCCUUUUCAAAUUAAGGCUUGACCUCAUACAGGAAAUGGCACGGAAAAGGGCUGAAGGAAACAAGCAGCAAAUAGGACAAUGUGAUCUCAAAUCUUUAAGGUAUAUCCUAGUUCCCUUUAGGCUUUAUUCCUGUCUUCUCGAUGAGAUGUUCAACAGAGGUCCUGUCUCACUGUGGUAACUACAGAUCCCAGGACACUCAUCCCAAGAGUAGAGGUGCUAACCCUUGUGUCCAGGCCAAAUGAACCCCAACCUGGCUCCUGACCCAGCGUCGCCAAAUGAACACAACAUAACAUGUGUUUUUGUGUGUGGGUGACGUCCCGAGACACAACAGUGUACCAUUUAAUUAGGUCUGGUGGGACCUGCUGAACUGCCUUCACUGAUGUUGCAAAACAAUUUUGACAACUGUGAUGCAAUAUUGACAGGAAAUAGUGUUAAAGGAAUGAACAACCACAAAUGUAUUUUUGUACAGCUAUCUGCUGUCUAUCUUCAAACCUGUUUGGAUUCGGCAAUGAAAAUCUAUUAAACAUCCGAAUUAGCAAUGGAGACAGCAAGAGGUUUGGUAAACAGACUAUAGCGCUCUCGUCUUCACAGAGGUAAGUAUAACUUUGCAACAACAACCACAUUGCAAAAGACAAACAUGUUGACAUAUUUUCUUUGUUGUUUUCCUCCGUGUCCAUCAUCAUUGGUCACGUGACUCACCCAGCCAUGAAUCCCAUAGGGUGCGGCUUCCGAACUUCACCUUUAUUAUGACACUUACCGUGUCAGGCAAAGUUGUCUUGCGUGAGGAUGUCGUUAGUGAACUUCACAGGGCAGAACGUGGUGGAGUUCACCAUCACGGGCUUUGACCACCUACCCUACCACAAGCUGAUGGGUGCUGGGAUUCUGCUGGCCUACUGCCUGGCCCUCCUCGGCUCCACCACCAACAUCUGCGUCAUCUCCACAGACAGGCGUCUGCACCGCCCCAUGUACCUGCUGAUCUGUAACCUGGCUCUGGUGGACAUCAUGUUCACCACCGGCGCCAGUACCACCAUGAUCUCUGUCCUGCUGGCCGGGGACAAAACCGUGUCCUACAACUCCUGCCUGUCCCGCGUCUUCAUCUACCACCUAGGAGACGUCACACAGUGUCUGGCCCUCUCUCUGAUGGCCCUGGACCGCACUGUGGCCAUCAGCGAGCCCUUACGCUAUGCCACCAUCCUGACCAACCAGCGAGCUUUCCUAUUGAUUGUGGUAUCCUGGCUUUUGGGUAUUGGCUGCAUUGGCAAGUUGGCUUACAAUGCAGAUCAGCUGCCGUACUGUCAGCCUGUGAUCAAAUACGUUUUCUGUGACUAUGCAGCGAUCAUCAGGGCAGCCUGUGUGGAUCCAGAACCGUAUUGGUUCGUGCCCAGUAUAAUUGCUCUGUGGCUAUUCGCUGGGCAGUUGCCAUUAAUCUUACUUUCCUAUGGUAAACUUGUCUUUACUGUGCUGAGGCUCCCAAGCACGGAAAAGGGAGGGCGAACAUUCCGCACUGUCUUCAGCCAUUUCAUCCCUGUUGUUUCUUUCUAUGCUCCGAAGUUAGUGUCAAUACUGUUAACCAGAGUGGGAGUUACGCUGAACUUAACAGAGAGAAACGCUUUGCUGAUCAUCUCUACGCUAGUGCCACCUCUCAUUAACCCAACCGUCUACUGUCUGCAGAACAAAGAGAUCAGAGGCACUGUUUUACGCGUAUUUAGUAGAAAUCCGGUCUUACCAUCCAAGGACUAAUGUGUGCAACCUCAGUAGUGCUUUACCAUAUAUUGCCUGAUGUUUGAAAAAGCUUGAAUGUCUGCUGUAACUUUCUGAUUCUUUGUCUUCUACUUCUGUUCUUC
Molecule: messenger RNA, 2107 nt
Organism: Gadus chalcogrammus (walleye pollock)
Lineage: Eukaryota; Metazoa; Chordata; Actinopteri; Gadiformes; Gadidae
Product: olfactory receptor 10G4-like
Exons: 1
Coding region: 1050-2003 (317 amino acids)
Biological process (GO): G protein-coupled receptor signaling pathway
Cellular component (GO): membrane
Molecular function (GO): olfactory receptor activity; G protein-coupled receptor activity
Source: RefSeq, a predicted model, not a curated record